GGGAAAAUUCAACACCGGCUUUUGCUGAUAUUGCAGAUACAUAUACAUAUUUUAGCCACACAAAUUUCUCAUUUUGCCGUGUGUCUUGCAUUGCUAGUAUGGGAAGUAAGAAAAAGAUCGUCCCUGAUUCAAGACGCGCAUGGAUGACACUGUGUGCGGUGAUAUUUUCGUUAUUCGCGAGCGGUGGAUUACAGAUGUCUUUUGGGACGAUUCUUGGCGCGCUCGUACGAGAAUUUGGCGAGUCUAAAAGCAAGACAGCUUGGGUUGGAACACUGGCAACAUUCUUUAGCAGUGCCCUAUCGCCAAUAACCAUCUUCCUGGCACAAAAACAUGGAACCCAUAUUACACACUUUGUUGGAGGCGCCUUUCUAACUGUUGGAGCAGUGGCUACAUCUUUGGUGACCACAAUCAACUACAUGUAUCUCACAUACGGAGUUCUAAUUGGCAUAAGCGGCGCGUUAGUCUACGCCCCAGCUAUGUCAUCCAUCCCAGAAAUCUUUGCAAAACACGUUUCCAUAGCAACAGGUAUCGGUUCUGCGGGCUCAAUGAUGGGGUUAAUAUUCUUCUCGUUUGUAUUACCCGAGCUGCUCGACGGUCUUGGGUGGCGCAAAACAUUGUGGUGCUUGUCCGCUAUAGGACCGCUGAUCAGCGUGAUCGGGUUUGCUCUUCCGAGGACCGCAAUUGCAACGGGUAGCGGUAGCCAGGAUGAGAAUGUGGAACAAAUGACCCAAGAUCCUUGGUGGAAAUCAAUUAAAAAGAAAGCGUAUAUAUUGUUAAAUAUUUCUGUCGUUCUGUUCACUUUGAUCGAUUUUGUUCCAUUAUUCAUUGUGCCUUUAUGCGCAACGGAAUCAGGAAUGCCGGUGGAACAAACGAAAUGGUUUAACAUCGUUUAUGGCGUCGGCAGCCUUAUUGCCAGACUAUUCUCUGGGCCCAUGACGGAACCGUUGUUACGUCGAGACAGGUGUAAAUACCUCCAACUCUUUUGUCUAUUCGUCUACAGUUUGUUAUCGUUCCUUGCGUCUCUGACCAUCAAGUUCGAAUACUUGAUGUUGUACAUGAUCCUCAUUGGGCUACUGAACGGUAUUAUGGCCAACCUGUUCUUCCUUGUUAUCCUGGAGGUGGUCGGUCUCGCUGGAUAUCCGGCAGCGUGUGGGAUAAACUUGGCGAUGUGCAGUGUCUCGUACACAACAGGACCACCGCUAGCAGGUCUCCUUUAUGAAAGUGUUAACGAUGUCAAAUACCUUUUGCUAACCGUAUCAGGAGUAACAUUUUUGGCCGCGGUUGUCAUGGCGAUGGUACCGUGCGCGACACCACGUCGGACAUAUGCCCUACAUCAAAGUGACUAUGACUUUUGGCGAGUAUAUUGUCAUAAUCCCAACAUAAGUCCCAGAGUUCCGAGACAAAGUAAGGUGUUUACAGUAAGCGAGUCGGCGGUCGAAUGUCGGGAGAACUUUGGGUAUCAGGCAGACAAACAACAAAUGAAGGUGAAAACAUUGGCAGAAUCUGUAUCAAGGACGGAGCUUCUUGGAUCGAACGCAAACUUUGCUUGACCAUGAUUGUCACUUUUCAAGUUCGUAUUUAACUCCCGGCUCUAUUUUUAUUACACUCGGCGGUUUAUGGAUUCAGAACUUUAGAAAUUGACUUCCAAAAGUCACACCCAAGCACGAAAAUUAACGGAAUUCUGAAGUAAUCCUGGUUGGAAACUGCAUGUCACAGCUGCGAGUAACUUAGCUGGUUCAGCUGAAAGCUGUGGCCUAACAUAUAGAAUGCAAGCAGGUCACACUUUUAGCUGUAGAAAGAUGCCAUUGAGCUUUAUCCUUCAGUAAAAGCUGCAGAUCUACUAAUGAAAGUCUUUCGAGAAAGGCACAGAGAGACAGUAGCAAUCAAAUACCUCAAUUUAAUAGGCCUAGCUGCUGAUAGGCAUAUAAGGAAAGAGUGGAGAAUACAAAAAAAACAAAACUGCAAGCUCUACCAAACUCGGUUUAUUGGUAGGAUUGCCAUGUGUGAUAGAGCAUGUAAGGGAAAGGAAAUCUGAACAAUCAACUGCUUUUCUGUUGAUUUCCUAUUACAUGCUUCUUAUGAAGGGACUGCUUAUAAUUUAAUCAGUGGUAGAGUAAUAUUAUUAUUUUUGGACCUGUGUGUGAAGCUAGUUUCUCUUUCUAGGGUAUGUUAUUGAGUGUAUUAUGUACACAGCUGUAUAAACUUGGGGAAUUGAAGUUAUCUACUCUGUUAAAUUUAUUCAAAAACAUACACCAGAAGUAGAAAUCAGCUUUAUGAGAUAUCAAUCAAUAUGUUAACAUUAUUUAAUUUAUCUGGUAAGGAUAUUUCAGGCAUGUAAUGCAUCUGUAAUCAUCACUGUCCAAAGUGUAUAUAUAAUUAGCUAUAAAACCCAGCAAAACCUUUACUUUUACUAAUUCUAAAAUGUGACGCUACAAUACCUACACGCCUAAAAACACUGAGCCUGCGGUUUAUCAGCACGCUCGUUUUUAGGCGUGUAGAACCACAGAUUACCUAUAUAUGGUAGAACUGUGGUAGAACUGUGUAGUGCAGAAGUGAGGCAGAUCUCUGAUUGGGAACACCUUUCUGAGUUCUGACUCUGAAUAAGGUUCUUGGGCAGAAAGCUUUUAAAAUAACAUUUCGGUAUGGCCAUACAAAAUUCAUCAACAACAUUGGCCUGGGAAAGCUUAAUAUUUCCAUUGGUUUAACUGCACUGUCGUGUACACUGAGUCUGCGAGUCACUGAAAAAAAAACCUAUUAAACAUUCGUGGUCUGCUUGGCAAACUGUGGCUUGGCCUACCACAGUAUUCGUAUCAAGCGACAAGCGGUAUAUGUCAAUCUGUUUCCUAGAAACUUAGCAGGUUUUCUGGAAACUUUCGGCCUGUAUACAACUAAUAGAAAUUACAAAAGUGUAAAUGUCGAAACCGGUACCUGUUUAAUCAAUAUUUAAUUGGAUUCAAAAGCACCUCACCUCAUU
Messenger RNA from Dendronephthya gigantea, 2974 nucleotides. RefSeq names its product monocarboxylate transporter 4-like. Gene Ontology annotation, molecular function: transmembrane transporter activity. The coding region runs from base 99 to 1550 and encodes 483 amino acids. The record is from RefSeq and is a predicted model, not a curated record. NCBI's taxonomy places the organism in Eukaryota, Metazoa, Cnidaria, Anthozoa, Malacalcyonacea, Nephtheidae. The transcript is spliced from 4 exons. Gene Ontology annotation, biological process: transmembrane transport.